Messenger RNA from Gadus morhua (Atlantic cod), 3694 nucleotides. RefSeq names its product CD164 molecule, sialomucin (gene cd164). Bases 176 to 733 code for a protein of 185 amino acids. The transcript is spliced from 6 exons. The record is from RefSeq and is a predicted model, not a curated record. Gene Ontology annotation, cellular component: cytoplasmic vesicle. Lineage: Eukaryota; Metazoa; Chordata; Actinopteri; Gadiformes; Gadidae.
AGCCAACCCGCUCUACCUCCUGAGACACAUGACCUGUCGAGGAGGAAGUAGAACCGAGCAGUAAAACGUCAACGCACCACGAAGAGGAACCGCAUUUCAGAAAUCCUUUUCUAGACGCUCCGUGAGAGAAUUAACCUCCGUUGGCUCAGAAAGCAGUGACAUUAGCGAAGGUAUCAUGUACUUCAGAGCCGUAUUGUCCACGUUAGUGGUCGCUCUGGUGUGCUGGUCGUCCAAAACAACUGCAGACUCAGGUGAAUGUACUACCGUGACAAAUUGUCAAGAAUGUACUGCCAUUGCUCUAUGCCAGUGGAUGAACUGCUCAUCAUCUGAUAAUCCCACCUGUGUCAAUACAACUGUAACGGGAGAUAAUGUCACUUGUGCUACUGCUAACUGCACAGCUCCUAUAAUCCCUACCCUCCCUACCCCCCCUACCACUCCUGCUCCCACCAGCCCCAAUGUCACCGACCCUCCCCGUUCGACCACAGCCAAUGGUACUGGCACCACGGCCACUCCCAUUCACACCACUGCCUCAACCCCCGUGCUCACCACUCCAUCAAAUGGCACCCAGCCCGGCCCCUCCACAGUGGUCCCAACCACGGCCCCCAGCAAGUCCUCCACCUUCGACGCGGCAAGCUUCAUCGGGGGCAUCGUGCUGGUCCUGGGCCUGCAGGCGGUCGUCUUCUUCCUGUACAAGUUCUGCAAGUCCAAAGACCGCAACUACCACACCCUCUGAACCGGUCCCCACACCCCGGCACACUCGGACCCACCACCACCACCACCUUCUCUGUCUAGAACCUUCUGAUGACCACCUUCCACCUCAGCACGCACUUCCUCAAACACGUUUCAGAUGAGUGGCUCAAACAGUGUUUCCAAGCAGCCCUACGUUGCUAUCCAACUUUUGUUGUUGCAGUUUGUUGUGCCACUCGUGGUGGUUUUAGAUGUAAGCUAGCACUGCAAUUGAGGGCUGUAUCUAACAACCGUGAGCCCGACCCACACUUGCUAGAGCCAACUAGAGUAAAGUUUCACUGUUAUAUGGCAGUGAUGCCUCCAGCAUCAAUAUCAUGCACCACCAGACCUGAUUCAGAAUCACGUAGGCAACAUGAAUUCACAAUUUUCAUCACAGGCAUCACAAUUUUCCUUUUUCUGUGUUUUGUUGUGUUAAUUACAGAAUAGGCAGAGAGACAUUUAGAGGUGGGACAGUUACAAACUGGUUACAAUUACACACUUUUUAUUUUACUAAGAUCCUGCAUGGUAAACACUGUUUGAGUUCCGUCACUUUGGUGAAUGUGACUGUAAGGAUACUUGCUGCUCCCUGUAUCGAUUGAAUUGGGGGGCAUAGCACCACAUCACAUUGGUGAAAACCCCAAGGGAACAAACAAUACUCCACACUUGCCAUUACCGAAGUGGAACAGUAUCAUCCUCAUGAGUUAAGGGCCGGCUUGACGCAUAUUGUAACAUUUAGAUUGGAGUUGAGUAUAUCGUUCCUCAUUUGAGUCUUCACUAGUGGUUCAGAUCAAACCUCCAGCUGCCACCAGGCAUGUCAACGCAAUACAUCUGGACUAUUUAUAAUUAGAUUUUCCUCCGGUCCAACCCUGGUAGAACAGUUGAUACAUAAGAAUCAAAGUUUGCCCCUUUCUUUGAGAGAAGACACUCGUGUCAAUAUAUACAUGCGGGAAGAACUGAGUGAUUCCCAUCAGUUUGAAAAUUGUAUAGAGAUAAUAUAAAGGUUUGAAUUGAGAAGGCAAGGACCUUUUUGUUGUGGACAGUGCUAGCAGUGAAGUGCCUUUAAUGUAAAAUGGCAAUGUAACAUUUUUGUUGUGUUGACCAUGAAAGAGAAAAUAAGAAGCCUUGUCCUCUUGGCAGAGAUCCAGGUGGCAUUAGAGAGUGUGUAUGUGUGUGUGUGUGUGUUUGUGCGCGUGCAUUUCAUGUUUGGUGUCAACCCAAUGUAGUAUCGCAGCUGGACUGAACAGUCUCACUAUUUAAGAGUGCCGUGUACUAAGCUUGUCCCCUGUUGGCUUUGAUACAUUUGCGCUCAGUGACCGAAGAAGUCACUUUGUUGGUCUACGUCAUCCUGGUAGGAGUAUUAUAUAUUAGGAGGAAAAGGAAAGGUGAGGGAUUAAAUUUAAAAUGACAGUGGAGUAUAUAGUUAAAAAAUAUAUACAGAUUUGAGUAAACGUUGGAAUAGUGUACCGAUUACUUAUUUGUGUGCAAGUAAGCAGCUGCUUGACUUGCAGAGAGUUGAAGCAUGUGAUCCCAUGUCACCGAUGACAAGGAUUCUAAUUGGCUGGCUGCUCACUCUCUGAUUCAGGCCCUCCUUGUACAUACAGACACACGGUUUCUCUACACUUACCUUUAAUGCAACAUGAAAGUGCAUCAGUAUAGAUAUAGCUAUAGCUUUCGCUCAGACCUGCUCCUCAGACCUGCUCCUCAGACCAAAUGCUUCAGUGCCGUUUUGAUUGUCCUUUUUAAUUUUUGUAUCGGUUGGGAUUUUGCAAGCUAUAAUUUGCCAUUCUGAAAAGAAAAAAUUGCCCAGAUUUCAAAUAUUUUUUCUACACGGCUGACACAAACAGACCAUUAUUUAGUGUAAAUUAGUAUGCCAAUGAAGAGUUAUGCCUUGAAGCAUUGUGCAUUAAGCCAAAGUCCUCCAUUUGGCAUGGAAGAUGGAGCACUCACAAAGCUUUGUUUUUGUAACUUUUGCCUUUAAUGUUUCGAUGGUUUCUGCCACCACAAAAAAAUUGUGAAUGCUUCUAUUAUUCAUAAUAUUUAUCCGACAAUGAAGAGAAGUUAUUUCUUUACCACUGACAGUGUCAUUUAUAAAUGUGCAUGUGACUUAUAUUUUUACGGACAUUUGAUUUCAUUCUCACUCUUUAAUGAUGUAACCUCACUUCUCGUGACGACAUUAGGCUACAGCCCAAAUACUCUCUUCAUUGGAUCCAACGCCACACAAUGUCAUAUGCACCUAAAGCCCCUUUCUGGAGAGCGUUUUCCCCUUCCUAGUUACUAAGUAGUUCAGCCCCAACACAUCUUUAGGAAGAAGUGCCUUAUUCAGUUGAAUACAUCCAUAUAGUCCUCCAUUAGUUUGGUCUUGAAUCACAAUAUGACGCACCUUUUAAAAUGUUAAGUAGAACUUUGCACCUUCAGACCGUCCUUACAGAUUGUUCCGUGGUGUAUUCCGCCUAAAUGUCUGCUCAAACUCCCCCUUGUCUACAUCCUUUCAUUUCUUCAUUUAUUUUUAACGCAGAAAAGUCUUUGAGCACAUUUGGACAUUUUUCCUUCAAAAAGACAAGUCACAAAAUCUACUUCAACUGUAGUUUGGAUUUCAUAUUUUCGUGACCCUAAAUCCAAUCCAAAAAGACAUCUUGUCAUCAACGGCUAAUUUCAAAUGUUGCCUGUUCCUAAUGCCAGGGCUUGGGUUGUACAAUGUGAAACUCCUGUUGAUUGUAUUUGAAAAGCCUCUUUUUGUCCUUGCUUGCCUUGUUGCUCGGUUAUCACUUGCACAAAUUGCCAUACUUUUUUGCUCCCAUUUUAAGAGGCCACCCCAGUUGUUUGUUUGGUUUUACAACUAUACUAGACUCUUGCUGGUAUUAUUGUGCCAACAUUAAUUCAGUUAGCUUAUUGUCUUUUUUUUUGUUUUGAAAUGAAUGUUAUUUCAGUUCAACAUGAAUCAAUAAAGUUUGAAUAUUGUUACACAAGA